UCCAAUCCAUUCUUUGCUGUUAGUUGAGUUCUUACAUUGGUUACAAUGGUCACGGUUCGGUUGGGUCUACUUCUCACUUUCCUGACCCUGGUGGCAGGCCAAGAUCGGAAUUCCACCGCCAUCCAUAGUCGAGCCAAGCGAUAUUUGGAUAUUAUAGAGACAACUCGUAUAUUUUUCCGCGUUAAUGCCAAAAACAAUGUGAUCAAAUCGCCGAUUGUGUGGGCUCAUGGCUAUGGCUUUCGAGCCAAUACGCCGGUGUUGGUCAAAAGGGAGAAUAGACCCUUUCGCAGGGACACCUACGAGUUGCUCCACGAGCUAAUCGAUCGCAGUGGCCUGGAUGGACGUGCGUGUGUCCUGAAGGCCUAUUGCACCGCCCUGGCCGGGGAUCAUGGUCAGGGGUUUUUGUUUAAGCUCUUGAAAUACGUAUUUACGUAAGUGCCUGCCAGUCGUAUGUACAUUAAUGCGCCCAACCACACACACU
Molecule: messenger RNA, 481 nt
Organism: Drosophila simulans
Lineage: Eukaryota; Metazoa; Arthropoda; Insecta; Diptera; Drosophilidae
Exons: 2
Coding region: 46-435 (129 amino acids)
Source: RefSeq, a predicted model, not a curated record